Miniopterus natalensis is the source of this 638-nucleotide messenger RNA. NCBI's taxonomy places the organism in Eukaryota, Metazoa, Chordata, Mammalia, Chiroptera, Miniopteridae. The record is from RefSeq and is a predicted model, not a curated record.
UUUCACAGCCGUCCCCCGGGGCCACCUUCUGGGAUGUCGUCCCCCAGUGCAAGUCGGGCCCAGAAGAUGAGGCUGCCCUUGUUUACGCAAAAGGGGCAGCUGGAGGUGCCGUCCCCGACCGAGAAGGACUGGCUGAAAGAUGACGACGAGGGUUAUGUCUUCAAGGACCCAGACCAGGAGCUGGAUUCUCUGCCUCAGCCCUAUCGAAUGAUCAACAAGCUGGUGAACUCCCUGUUUGACCGGUCGUGGGAAGUUAUCGAGGACAGGGACAGGCUGAGGGAAGCGGAGCUCAGCCGGAUCAAGCCCACCGUCUACCUUCCAGUUUUUGAAAACAAGCUCAGCAAAAUGCCAAAAUGUAUGGCUAUUUCUCAAGACUAUGCGUUUAUUGCAGAAGACAAAGGAUUCGCCAUCUAUAACCUGUACAGUGCGCAACAAAUAUAUGAAUGCGAGAAACUUAAGGUCGAUGUCGUGUCCAUCUGGGCCACAGAUUUGGGGAGCGAGACUCUUAUUGCUCCUUUGGAUGAAAUGGGUAUCAUUAGGCUGUUUUAUCUUUGUAAGGAUGGUCUUUUCUUCAUCAAAACCAUCAAUGAAGUGGUAAGUGCCUAGAGCUGGGCCACGCGCUGUAGCCGAUCAAGUUU